Drechmeria coniospora is the source of this 1143-nucleotide messenger RNA. Its product is annotated as Transcriptional activator hac1. Gene Ontology annotation, biological process: positive regulation of transcription by RNA polymerase II. Bases 1 to 1143 code for a protein of 380 amino acids. Gene Ontology annotation, molecular function: DNA-binding transcription factor activity, RNA polymerase II-specific. NCBI's taxonomy places the organism in Eukaryota, Fungi, Ascomycota, Sordariomycetes, Hypocreales, Ophiocordycipitaceae. The transcript is spliced from 3 exons. The record is from RefSeq and is a predicted model, not a curated record.
AUGGAGUUUCAGUCCACCUCGCCGACCGUCAAGUACGAGCAGUCGCCGCUCGAGGCGUACGUCCCGGCCUCGGGCGACGACCUCACGUCCCUCUUCACCCCCACCACGCCUUCCUCGGCGAGCACGAUGAACCCGCUCGAGAUGAUGACGCCCCAGUCCUACUCGGACGACAGGUCACGACUCUCGGUCGUGCCCGAGGAGAACACCGAGGAUGACCUCGACGACGAGACCCCCGCCGGCUCGGAGAAGAAGGCCAAGAAACGCAAGUCGUGGGGUCAAGUCCUCCCGGAACCCAAGACCAACCUCCCUCCAAGGAAACGAGCCAAGACAGACGACGAAAAGGAGCAGCGCCGCGUCGAGCGCGUCCUGCGCAAUCGCCGCGCCGCCCAGUCCUCGAGGGAACGCAAGCGGCUCGAGGUCGAGGCCCUCGAGAAGCGCAACAAGGAGCUCGAGACGCUCCUCCUCAACGCCCAAAAGGCCAACCUCGCCCUCGUCGAGGAGCUCAACCGCGUCCGCCGAGACUCGGGCGUCUCCACCCGAUCCUCGUCGCCCCUCGAUUCCCUCCGCGACGACCAGGUCACCCUGUCCCAGCAGCUCUUCGGCCCCCAGGACAAGCCCAAGACGCCGACGCCUCGGGUCGACGGCCUCAUCCUCUCGACGGCCAUCCCCACCGUCAACCCCGCCUCCAUCUCGCCCGAGCGCAGCCCCGUCCCCGACGCCCCGUCGGCGGCGCCGGAGAUGCCAGAUGUUGUGCGACCUGCAGUGUCAAACGUCGGCGGAGCUGCCCAAGUCGUUCCUGAACUCGCAGACUCCGGCGUCGCCCCCCUUGGCCUGGACUAUUUUCCUCCACGCGACCCUGGCUUCGGCGUCGGCCAUUCUUUCGGCAUGCCGACGGCCGCUGACGCAGAUCGCUAUGUCCUCGAGAGCGGGCUUCUCUCUUCUCCCAUCUCCUCGACUCUUGGCGACGAUUAUAUGGCUGGUGACUAUCCCGCCGGCAACGGCUUCGACUUCUUCAACAUGGACGACUUCCUCCACGACGAAGCAAACCACGUCGCCUCCGACAUUGUGGCAGCGAGCAACUUCGCCGCUGCGGACCACGGCCUCGAGCUGCACGUCCAAGAUGCUGAGAUUCAAGUCUAUUAG